Messenger RNA from Rubroshorea leprosula, 1623 nucleotides. The record is from the annotation of a GenBank genome assembly. Lineage: Eukaryota; Viridiplantae; Streptophyta; Magnoliopsida; Malvales; Dipterocarpaceae.
GUCCUUCCUCUUCCUCUCACCUCUCCCCCUGAACAACCCCAGACAGAUCGGAAUCUUCCUCCCUCUUGAACAAUGAACUUCUUCUACCUUCUCUUCCUCUCUUCCCUCAUCUACUCCUUAUCUAGGGCUCAUGCUACCACCACCGCCUCCGUCUUUUUCAUCGACAGUUCCGAGCAUCAAUAUAUUCAAACUCCGGCAGCCAACGUUGUUGAUCAGUCACAUUCUCUGUCAGUGGAAGAAGUUGGUGCUGCUGUGUCCAUCUUACUUGGUUUUGCACCUCCUGUUAGUCUUUCACCUGCUGGUUCGUCUAAGCUGAAUAAGGUUCUCAGCCCGAAUCCAUUUGACAGGCCACGCGCUGUUUUUACCCUUGAAGUUGAUGGAAUCCAUGGUUCUCUUGCCGCUGGCCUUGAUCGCACUCUCUUCGGCAAAGCCUUGAGGAGUAAUGUCGACCUCAGUUCAAGUACAGCUGACAUUCAACUCCCAGACGAGGAUGAAGUCUCCGUGGUUUCUUUGAACAUUCCAAGAAGUGAUUACACUGACAAAGAGAUGGCUGAUUUUGCAUCUUGGUUGGGUGGAUCUUAUGUUGUAGCAGCCACUGAGCCUCUGAAUGGAGUAUUGACCCUUCCAUUGGGUAAUGGUGACAAUGUGAAUCUUCAUUUGUCAAAGAAAGGAGAGAGGGAAUUUGUAUUAAGUCUUCUGGCUUUGUCGGACAAUGUUCGAAGGGCAAUGGAGAUGCACGGAGAUAUUUCGCUAAACAUUCAAAGACGUGCUGAGUUAAUUAUGGGUUGUUUUGAUGGAAUUAAGGCUUUACAGGAGGAAUAUGAUGCUGAUUAUGUUGCUAAGCAAGGAAUGGGGCUUUUACUGGCAACUCUUUCCAAGAUUUAUGAUUCAUUGCAGACAGCUUAUAAAGGUCAAAUUGUUGGAGUUAUACUUUUUAAAGGGAUGCCUUCUCCACAAUCAGAAACAUUGUUGAAUGUUAGGGUUUCCUCUCAUCCUUCUCCACGUUGGUUGGCAGAAACUAAAAGCCCCCCUAAUGCCACUUCACUAGAGGUGGUGUUGGUUAGAAGGACCCUUGCCUGGGUAACAGGGAUUGUUCUUAUCAUUGCAACUCUUUUAGGGGUUUACUUCCUUCUUAAUAUGCCCCUGACGAGGGAUACCCUUCUGUAUUCUAAUGUCAAGCUUGACUAGGUGUAGAGGAAGUUGUUUAAUGAAAAUUUGAAUGGCCAGAAGUGUCCUGGAAUGGUAAAAUGGUAAAAACAUUUACUACCUGAUAAUUCACAGAUUCUUCAUCACCUAUGAAGCGGAUUUGAUUCCUUCGAUUUUUCAAUGGUGUUGAACCAGUUGCUCUGGCUGGCUACAUAUAUGUUUUUUGGGAAUAAUAGCUGUAAUGAUGCAUCAAUGUUUGUAACUUAGUUCCUAUAUUAUGUUUGGUAUCAUUUUGCCUGGAAGCAUAACGUGAAACAUAAGAUUAAGCCAAUGAUGUCUAUGCUGAAAAAAAAAAAAAAAAAGGCAGAUGAUGUCUAUUUUCAGUUGUUUUUUGACGUUUUGGAUCAUUUAGUUAUUGCUGUGGUAUAUGAGAAGAUGUAAGAAUUUGACAUGGUAACAGCAUUACUUUUUUGAAUU